AUGUCGGCAUUGGGAGCUGCUACUGCGCGAGCAGUCACCCGACGGGCGGCGUCUUCGUCUCUGCGUUCUCGAGCUCUCCGCCUUGCUCGGCCCUCAUACAGACCCCUCGCUGUACAGCAGACGUCCUCCCCACGAACAUAUUCCUCUCCCUCGGGAUCCUACCCCUCCACGAGAUCUACAGUGGUACAGUUGCUCAGUAAUAUUGGCUCCAAGAGAGAGGUUCAACAGUACUUGUCACACUUCAGCUCCGUAUCAUCACAGCAGUUCGCAGUCAUCAAGGUCGGCGGCGCCAUCUUGACCGAGCAUCUCCAGACCUUGUCCUCGGCCCUCGCGUUCCUCAAUCAUGUCGGUCUCUAUCCAGUCGUGGUCCAUGGCGCCGGGCCCCAACUGAACAAAAUCCUGGAGGACUCUGGCGUGGAGCCACACUUCGAGGAUGGAAUCCGGGUCACAGACCCCAAGACGUUGGGAAUCGCACGAGCGCUAUUCCUCGAAGAAAACCUGCGGCUGGUGGAAGAACUGGAACGUCUCGGUGUCCGAGCCCGGCCAAUCACUUCUGGAGUCUUUACCGCGGACUAUCUUGACAAAGAGAAAUACAACCUCGUGGGCAAGAUCAGACGUGUCGACAAGAGACCAAUUGAGGCUGCUAUCCAGGCAGGAUGCCUGCCCAUCUUGACGUCCAUGGCCGAGACAACAGACGGCCAGGUCUUGAACGUGAAUGCAGAUGUGGCGGCGGGUGAGCUAGCUCGCGCCCUCCAACCAUUGAAGAUUGUCUACCUCUCCGAGAAGGGUGGGUUGUUCAAUGGCGACACCAAGGAGAAGAUCUCCGCCAUCAAUUUAGAUGAGGAGUAUGAUCACCUCAUGCAACAGUGGUGGGUCCGACACGGCACCAGGCUGAAGAUUAAGGAAAUGAGGGAGCUCUUGAUGGAUCUGCCUCGCAGCUCGAGCGUCGCCAUCAUUCACCCGGCUGAUCUGCAGAAGGAGUUGUUCACGGACUCUGGCGCCGGUACUCUGAUCCGACGUGGCAACAAAGUCCAUGUCAACACUUCUAUCGACCAAUUCACAGACCUCGAGAAGCUCAAGGAAGUCCUCAUCCGCGACCGUGCCGGGCUUGAUGCCAAAGCCAUUGUGGAUCGCUAUAUCAAGUUCCUCCAGACGCGGGACUUCAAAGCUUACUUCGAUGAGCCGAUGGAGGCCUUUGCUCUUGUCUUGCCACCAAGCGGAGAAACAGCGUUGGCCCAGCUGGCUACCUUGACCAUUACCAGGAACGGCUGGCUUACGAACGUGGCAGACAAUAUCUUCGCUGCCAUCAAGAAGGAUUUUCCAAAGCUGAUGUGGACUGUCAAGGAGGAUGAUGAGAAUUUGACCUGGUUCUUCGAUAAGGCUGACGGGAGUCUCUCCAAAGAUGGCGAAGUCCUCUUCUGGUACGGUCUUGAGACGAGUGAUGAGGUUAAGGACCUUAUGGUCGAAUUCACAAAGCAUGGACGCCAGCUGUUCGGCGAUAUUAAUCUCGAGGCCAAGCUGCACCGUGCCGCCAGAGCGGCGUCCAAUCUGACCAAUGCUGGUCCUCAAGGAGUGACCCAGAAACGAACCUUCUCGACUUCGGUGAAUCCUUUGCGGUCAGCACGGCAAGCGAGGUAUGUCACAAAACCGGCCCUGUCUAUCCGCACAUACUCCACGACAAACCCAAACCCACCGCUUGGUUCCAAGAACAGCUCAAACAGCAAACCUUCAAGGGUGGCCCUCAUUGGCGCUCGAGGCUAUACCGGUAAAGCUCUCAUCGAUCUCCUCAGCCGUCAUCCGCACAUGGACCUACGCCAUGUCUCAUCGCGAGAGCUUGCUGGCAGGAAGCUUGAAGGAUAUGACAAGCGCGAAAUUAUCUACGAAAAUCUGACGGUCGAAGACGUCCGACAAAUGGAAGAGAACGAAGAUGUCGACUGUUGGGUUAUGGCUUUACCAAACGGCGUGUGCAAGCCUUUUGUUGAUGCUAUCGAUCAGGUCGGCAAAAACAGCGUCAUCAUUGAUCUGAGCGCCGACUACAGAUUCGAUCCGAACUGGACAUAUGGUCUUCCAGAAUUGGUUGACCGUUCCGCGAUCGCAAAGGCCACAAGGAUCUCGAACCCAGGAUGCUAUGCUACAGCCGCUCAGCUCGGCAUUGCCCCUUUGGUACCGUAUCUGGGUGGCCAACCCACAGUUUUCGGCGUCUCGGGGUAUUCAGGUGCAGGCACCAAACCUUCUCCCAAGAACGACGUCAACAACCUCACGGACAACAUCGUUCCUUACAGUCUAACAGAUCACAUCCACGAACGUGAGAUCUCCACCCAACUAGGGACACCGGUGGCAUUCAUUCCCCACGUCGCCGUCUGGUUCCAGGGCAUUCACCACACCAUCAAUAUUCCAUUGAACCAAGAAAUGAAGUCUCGCGAUAUUCGGACACUGUAUCAAGAUCGCUAUGCCGGUGAGAAACUGUUGAAGAUCAUUGGGGAGGCUCCACUCGUGAAGAAUAUCGCCAAAAAGCAUGGCGCGGAGGUUGGUGGGUUUGCUGUGCAUAGCAGCGGGAAGAGGGUGGUGGUUUGUGCGACGAUUGACAAUCUUUUGAAAGGGGCGGCAACGCAGUGUCUUCAAAACAUGAAUUUGGCUCUUGGCUAUGGGGAAUACGAGGGCAUUCCGCUCGAAUAG
This is a messenger RNA of Cladophialophora psammophila CBS 110553, 2676 nucleotides long. Its product is annotated as protein Arg-6, mitochondrial. Gene Ontology annotation, molecular function: acetylglutamate kinase activity; NAD binding; L-glutamate N-acetyltransferase activity, acting on acetyl-CoA as donor. The transcript is spliced from 2 exons. Gene Ontology annotation, biological process: L-arginine biosynthetic process. Gene Ontology annotation, cellular component: cytoplasm; mitochondrial matrix; mitochondrion. The record is from RefSeq and is a predicted model, not a curated record. Bases 1 to 2676 code for a protein of 891 amino acids. Lineage: Eukaryota; Fungi; Ascomycota; Eurotiomycetes; Chaetothyriales; Herpotrichiellaceae.